AUGGCGAACAAUCCCCAAGCUUUAUAUAGGGAAGGAAUGGUCAAGUGUUUUUGCGAUGUUAACUAUGAUGUCGAUUGCGGCGUACGACUCCUACGGGAAGCGUCUGAUCGAGGAGUCAUCGAGGCUACUUAUGCUCUUGGUUUGCAGUUGAUUUGUAUCGAGUCUCGAGCUUCGGAAGGUUAUCGAGUUCUACAGGAUCUCGAUGUGAUAUAUUUUGAAGAAGGCUUCGACGUUAUUACGCGCUGUCGACGUGUGACCAACCGUAUGAUCGCUGAUAUCUGGACAACGUCACAACUCGAACCGCUGAAGAGGGUUUACUGUCCUUGUAUCGAUGAUCCCGAUCGGUGUUCGUAUUGUUUUUGGAAUUAUGAGGCGGAAUAUCUGGCUGAUUUACUUGAGAGACGAAAUUAUGGUCCCUUGCCCAUAUCGUAG
This is a messenger RNA of Hibiscus syriacus, 432 nucleotides long. RefSeq names its product putative F-box protein At1g67623. The record is from RefSeq and is a predicted model, not a curated record. The transcript has a single exon. The coding region runs from base 1 to 432 and encodes 143 amino acids. Lineage: Eukaryota; Viridiplantae; Streptophyta; Magnoliopsida; Malvales; Malvaceae.